UAGUUCUGGUCCAAUAUUUAGUCAGUUUACAUUAGGAGAACCAUAAUGGUGGAGGGUGGUAUGGUUUUGCCAGAAAAUACUCAACCAAUUUCAAAACUUAUAAGAACAGUACUUUUCCUACGAUUGACAACAGCCCAUCAAAAUGGAAGCGGAAACAUUGUGUUUUGGCCUGUAUCCCUCAAGUCAGUUAUUCUUUAUAUCAUUUGGGUGAUGGUACCCUUAGGUGUUCAGAUUCCUAACUUUAUUAAAAUGAUCACCAGUAAUCCCAGCUUCACUUAUCAGUUCACCUUUGUGGCUCUUCUUCUGGGAAUGAAUGGACUGUAUUUAAUCUUACCCAUAGUCCUGGGAUAUUUUCUCUCUAAUACGCCGGGUCUCCUUAUGGUUCAGAUCAAGCCACCACGACGAAUAGUUGGAGUUCUUCUGAUAGGACUCAUCUUGUUUAUCAAUGUAAUUCUUACAUCAGUCAAAUAUUGGAGUAAGGUUGAUGUUUUGAUAUUUCACAUUAUCUACUUCUGUCUAAUUUUGAUUGUUAAUGUACUGUCUGUUCUUGUUGUUAACACAGUUACUGACAACUAUAUCACCACGGUGGAUUCAGCAGAAUUGAUCCUGUCAGCAGAAAAAUCAUUAUCUAUGUUUAGAGCAUUGAAAAAAGGACUCAGUCCAUAUAUAUUUAUUUUGUAUUCAAUUGAAACACUUUUCCUCAUCAUGGAGUCAUUUCAGGCAUCAAACGAGUUGACUCAGGACUCUAAAUCCAGAACAGACGUAAACAUGUUUGUUUAUAUACUAUUCUCUAUCAAAGCAGUUCUAAUGCUUUUUAACACUUCAUCUGUGGCUGAUGAUUGCUAUGACAAACUGAAUGAGAAAAAUGAUGCUCUUAGGAGUACUCUUGUGACAGGAAAUAAAAAUGAAUCUGCAAGUGUUACAUCAGUUUUGUCCAAAAUUGAAGCAGAAGAGAGAUUUGAUGGAAAUGGGUAUUUCUUUGCUGGAAGACAAGCUCUGUUGAGUAUUUUAGGAACUGUGCUAACUUAUCUAAUCAUUCUCUAUCAAUUUAACUAAACUCAGGGCAAAUAUUUGUAUUCCACAGCAACUAGCCCCACCGACUUGGCUUGAUAUCCAAGGUGUACACUUUAAUUUUGUGAGUGUUCGCCUUAAAUUGAAUAAAUUCCUUUCUUGGCAUCAAUUAGGACGCUUGAACUAGGGCUGGGCACGUUUCAUUCUAGAACGAGGGCCUCCAUGCAGCUAUAUUGUUCCUUUCUCGUUCGUUCUUUUUUCAAUCGUGUUAUACACCUUCCGUUCCGUUCCGUUCUUGGUGUUCUUAGUCUAAGAAGGGUCCCUUCCAUGAGUGUUAAUAAAUUAUUUAUGUAAUUUUCUUAAGUGGACUCAUCGGAUACUCCCUCUUAAUACUGUGGUGUAAGCUUUAAGAAUCCGAGUUUUUUUUUAACAGAUCUCCAGAUGUUAUAUUUAACGAGCCCCCCCCCUUGUGUGUCCCCCUCCCAGUUGGGGGGGGGCACACGAAGGGGGGCCUGUGCACCCAGGCUCCCUCUCAUACGCCCCUGCACAUUCCUGAUUUAAAAUGCAACGUGUUCUAUGUGUUCGUUCUUUUUUUCCCAGCACAAUCGGAUCGUUCAUAAUAAUUCCGUUUGUUCUUGAUAAUUCCGUUCGUUCUAGCGAAAUAAAGAUCGUUCCCCAGGAACGAUUCCCAGUCCUAGCUUGAACUCUGAAAGUCAUGAGAAGGUUUCCCGCAUACCUAAAGUUGAACCCUCCAGGAAAAAUUAACCAUCUGAAAAAUUGCACCUUCUGUUCAAUAUACAAUAACACAAAUAGCAGCUAAUUACAU
Eurytemora carolleeae is the source of this 1837-nucleotide messenger RNA. RefSeq lists its product as uncharacterized. The record is from RefSeq and is a predicted model, not a curated record. Lineage: Eukaryota; Metazoa; Arthropoda; Copepoda; Calanoida; Temoridae. Bases 46 to 1056 code for a protein of 336 amino acids. The transcript has 5 exons.